AUGACCGAUAUUCUUUCACUUGAACAAUUAGUUCAUCUGUCUCUAGGUGAUCCUGAGACAGGUGCAGUUAAUUUUAAUAUAUUAAAAACUCUUCUUCUACAAAUGCUUAAAGCCAUGAAUUUAUAUAAUUAUAAACCAACAAUGUCGGAUGAAGAUCAACGUACACUUGAAGAAGUACUUUCAACAACACCUGAACAAUUAAUUAAGGAUAAUAAUAAUAAAAAGAAAUUUCAAGGAAAUAAACGUGAUCGAAGUUCGGAUCGUCUUAAUACAUUAGAAGAAAAAGUAUUUCGUUUUGAAUCUCAAUUCAAUGCAUUUGAUCAACUACCAUCAAAUUCAGAAUUAAUUGAUCGAGCUAAACAAAUACCAAAAAAAACAUCAGAUGAUGAUAAUCAACAAACAACAAUAGAACAUCAUGGACCAAUACUUGAAGUUUGGCAAUAUACACAAAUGGAAAAAAGAAUUGAAUCAGCUGAAAAUGGAAUAACACGGCUUGCUUCAUUACUUCAAGAUCUUUUAUCCGAUAUGAAUGAUUUGAAAGAUUCAAAUGAAACAAUGAAACAUAACACAGAUGAACUUAAAAAUCUAGUUGAUACAUUAAAUCAAGAGAAAAAUGAUUGGGCCAAAAAAUCUGAUAUUGAAAAUUUAGAUGAAAAAAUUCGUAAUUUAGAAAAUUUACUUUCAUCAUUACGAGAUCAAACUAAUGAUUUAACAAAAGAAAAAUCUAAUAUGAAUUCAAUGUCGGAUUUUAUUACAUGGGAUCAAUUAGAAAAUGCACUUCGUGGUAUUCGAGAAUCAAUAGAAAAAUCAUCAAAUAAUACAGCUGAUGCUACAAGUUCUGUACAAUUAAUUGAAGGACAAAAUAAUACAAAUCUUGAUGAUAUUCUAAAACAACUUGGAACAUUAAAUGAUCGACAUGAACAAUUACGAACAUCAGUCGAUGAACUUGAAAAAAAAAAACUUAAUCGAGAAGAAUUUGAUGCGUUUAAGAAUCAACAAAAUGAUUUAUUUGAUCGUCUUGCUGCAUUGGAAAAAGAUAUUGAUAGUUUUCCAUCACAGGGAACUAACAAUACUUCUGAUACAGCAUCAUCUGUACGUGAAAUAAAUCCCGAAGGUUCUUCACAGUUACGAACGAAUUCUUCCAGUGAUUUAUCCGAUAUUCGGACAGCUUUAAAACAUUUACGAGAUGAAUUAGAUCGACUCAAACGACAAAUACAAGAUUUAUUAAAUAAAGGAAAUUUAUCUACAGAAGAUAUUGAUGCUUUGAAAAAAUUAAUUCAACAAUUAGAUCAAACAAAAACUGACAAAACCUAUGUUAAUAAUGAACUUGAUAAAAAAGCAGACAAACGAGAUAUUGAUAAUCGAGUACUGAAAAAAGAUUUCAAUAGUGCUUGUAAUGAUUUAUCUCAAAAAAUAAAUGAUUGUUUACAACGAUAUCAUGUUCAUGAUGAUAAUCAAAUAAGAGACUUACAGAAAAUCAAUCGUGAUAUUAAUGAAAAAUUAGAUCGUGCUGAAUUAGAUGCAUUACGUGAUUAUAUGGAUAAACAAAUGAAAAAAUUAAAAAGAUUAGCAAAAGAGCAGCAGCAACAGACACAACAGCAACAUGUUCAUGUUAUGUCAGAAGAUGAGGCCGCCGGUCUACGAAAACAGCUCAUUCGUUUUCAUUGCAUCAGCUGCGAUCGUCCCAUUGACGUUCAACCGCACUCACAACAACCGAGUCUACCCAUAAAUCAGGGCAUGCGUCCUAUCCAGUCUCCCCGACCGUAUACAACAUACGAACUAGACCAAAUACGACAAUUUCAAAAGAGUCAACAGUUUAGUAAUGAAUUUAGUGUUGGUAGUGCAACAGAUGUUUAUGCAACUAUGCGACAAUGUGGUGGUUCACACACAACAACAUUACCAUUUAAACGACAAAUAAAAACACAACCAGCUGUACCUGAAGAAACAUUACUUUCAAGAAAUGAAGUUGAUAUUAAAGGCCAAGAUGGUAUGAUAUAUAAAGGUAGAAUUUCUGUGGAUAAAUUACCAUCUGUUGAUUUGCAUAAAAAAAAUUCUGUUGUUUUACUUGCACCACCACCAUUACUGAGAUCUCGUUCGGAUUCUCACCCACUACCUUCCCCUCAUCAACAUCAACGUGAUUCAUUUGGUAACGAUCAAGAACGAAAUAGUUUAUCACCUACAAUUCCUAAUCUUGAACCAAUUAUACCUCGAGAAACAUCAUUUACUUAA
Messenger RNA from Adineta steineri, 2229 nucleotides. The record is from the annotation of a GenBank genome assembly. NCBI's taxonomy places the organism in Eukaryota, Metazoa, Rotifera, Eurotatoria, Adinetida, Adinetidae.